AGCACCUCCGCCCUUGGACCGUGGCGGGAUAUUUGAGUCCCGGACGGUUAUGGUCAGGUAUGGGUUUACUACUCAAGAUAAGUCGUUUUCACCGUCAAAAAGCUAUAGUCGAGUAUCAUGUAUGAGAAAGUCACCCAUAAAAGGAAAAUGUCGAAGCUUGUCUGCCCUAGCCCUCCCAAAAUUGACUGACACUGGUCAUUUUAUUUCACUAACGGCAUGCUGUGUGCAAGUAGAACCUUUGAGUUCACUUCCAGUUGAGUACGCUUCAGCAGUGACUAGGCCAUGCUCAAUAGUCUGCGAGGUAGCAUCGAUUCUGAAUCAAGAAGAGGAUUUUCAAAUACAAAUAGACGACCCUGUUAACGUAGAAUGCCGCAUAUCUCUCCCUGUUCUGCCACUGUCCCUUCAGGACUAUGCAUCUCCUGAACCCAGCCUUGUACCUGACAGUAUUCCUAUGUUCACUAAUAUCACCGGGGGUCGAACAAUUUGGUGAACUCUAUUCAAGUCGUAAAUGGAACAUUAUAGACUAAGCUCCUGUUCGUUUGCUUGGAAUAGACAAAAUGAUCUCUUCUGAUUAUGUCUUUUCUUUGUGGUUGCAUUGAUAAUAUUUCGUGACUUUUCUGGUUGGUAAGAAUUUUGUAAAUAAAUACUUCGUGUUAGUCAUG
Molecule: messenger RNA, 662 nt
Organism: Schistosoma spindalis
Lineage: Eukaryota; Metazoa; Platyhelminthes; Trematoda; Strigeidida; Schistosomatidae
Source: the annotation of a GenBank genome assembly